Messenger RNA from Chlorella variabilis, 699 nucleotides. RefSeq lists its product as hypothetical. Gene Ontology annotation, molecular function: SNARE binding; SNAP receptor activity. Gene Ontology annotation, cellular component: membrane; SNARE complex; endomembrane system. Bases 1 to 699 code for a protein of 232 amino acids. Gene Ontology annotation, biological process: intracellular protein transport; vesicle fusion; Golgi vesicle transport. NCBI's taxonomy places the organism in Eukaryota, Viridiplantae, Chlorophyta, Trebouxiophyceae, Chlorellales, Chlorellaceae. The transcript is spliced from 6 exons. The record is from RefSeq and is a predicted model, not a curated record.
AUGGGCUCCAGGGACCCCUACUACAUUGUGAAGGAUGAAGUCGGCGAGACGCUGCGCGGCGUGCAAGCCAAGUUCGGCAAGUGGCAGAACAUGCCACGCAUGAGCGCGGAGAAGAAGGCGCUGCAGCAGGAGCUGGAGGAGGACUGCCAGAGCCUAGAGUACAUGGUUGCCGAGAUUGACAAGUCCAUCGAUGCAGCAGAGCGCAACCCGCAGCGCUUCAACCUGUCGCAAGCCGAGCUCAGCGACCGGCGCAAGUGGGUGAUGAGCACGCGGCGGCAAAUGAGCAGCAUGUCCAGCGGCCUCUCGGCUCCAGCCAGCGGCGGCGGCGGCCAGGCCACGCCCACCACCGCGUCGGGGAGGCUGGCAGCGGCGGUGCAGGAGGAGAAUGACCGAUUCAUCCACUCAGAGGGCGACCGGCAGCAGCUCAUGAUGCAGCGGCAGGACGAGGACUUAGAUCACUUGAGCCACCACGUGCUGCGGAUAGGGGAGCUGGGCAAGGAGAUGGGGCAGGAACUGCAUGUACAGGGCCAGCUGCUGGAUGAGCUGGAUCAAGAGGUGGAGGGGACGUCCACGCGGAUUGCAGCAGCGCAGAAGAAGGUCGAGUAUGUGCUGCAAAAGGCGGGGUCCAAGGGACAACUGGCGAUCAUUGGCUUCCUCAUCCUUGUGCUCAUCAUCCUCAUCUUCCUUGUGGUCUCCUGA